Messenger RNA from Closterium sp. Naga37s-1, 842 nucleotides. Lineage: Eukaryota; Viridiplantae; Streptophyta; Zygnematophyceae; Desmidiales; Closteriaceae. The record is from the annotation of a GenBank genome assembly.
GAGCCACCUGCACAGUGGUGCCGUACACCAAAGCCGCCUAUUGCGCCUGCCCUCCUGGUUAUGGCAUGACCGCUGCUGGCUGCGUGCUCGGCGCCACCCCCACUGUCUCCUCUGCAAGCUUCACCUAUUACACGCUCCCAAGCUUCGGCAUAACACCCGCCGCCUACACCAUGCGCCUCGCCUACAAUGGCUGCACCAACCUCACAGCUGCCUCCGCGCCCAGCAUCCAGUCAUACUGCAAUGUGGAACGGGCGCCUGGAGGGGUGGGCGAUUGCACUGAGAUCCGCCAGUACUACCAGCCGGGGUGUGUUGGAGCGUACAGCCUGUUCCCUGUCACGCCAGGGACCGGCAUGAGCACUGGGACAACUAUCCCGGGUAUCCUUUCCGCUCCUUCGCCUGCUCUAUCACUGGUGGGUGUUCCUGUGUUGCUGGGUGUUCCUGUGUUGGUGGGUGUUCCUGUGUUGCUGGGUGUUCCUGUGUUGGUGGGUGUUCCUGUGCUGGUGAGUGCUCUUGUGUUGGCUGUCUCUCUCUUCCCCACCUCCCACGGCCCCACCUCCCACGGCCCCACCUCCCACGGCCCCACCUCCCACGGCCCCACCUCCCACGGCCCCACCUCCCAUGGCCCCACCUCCCCAUGGCCCCACCUCCCCAUGGCCCCACCUCCCCAUGGCCCCACCUCCCCAUGGCCCCACCUCCCACGUCCCCACCUCCCACGUCCCCAACCUCCCACUCCCCCCCCUCCCCAGGCCCCGCCACAUGUGGGAGCUGCCCUGCAGGAGCCACGUGCACUGUUGCUUUCGGCUACAUUCCAUACUGCAUCUGCCCUGCCGGCUAUGGCAUGA